Phodopus roborovskii (desert hamster) is the source of this 1267-nucleotide messenger RNA. RefSeq names its product caspase 6 (gene Casp6). The coding region runs from base 93 to 920 and encodes 275 amino acids. Lineage: Eukaryota; Metazoa; Chordata; Mammalia; Rodentia; Cricetidae. Gene Ontology annotation, biological process: proteolysis; apoptotic process. The transcript has 6 exons. Gene Ontology annotation, cellular component: cytoplasm. The record is from RefSeq and is a predicted model, not a curated record.
CCAGGCCUCCCUGGGCUAUGUAAUGAAUUCUUGUCUCAAUAAAAUAAAGUUAACAAACAUCAACUUUGUUUUCCUAGUAGGUAAAGGAAAACAUGACAGAAACAGAUGGCUUCUACAAAAGGGAAGUCUUUGAUCCAGCAGAACAGUACAAGAUGGACCACAAGAGGAGAGGAAUCGCCCUAAUCUUCAAUCAUGAGAGGUUCUUCUGGCACUUGACACUCCCAGAGAGGCGGGGCACCAGUGCAGACAGGGACAACCUGACUCGAAGGUUUUCAGAGCUAGGAUUUGAAGUGAAAUGCUUUAACGAUCUCAAAGCCCAAGAACUCCUGCUCAAAAUUCAUGAGGUGUCGACCUCAAGCCAUGUAGAUGCUGAUUGCUUCCUGUGUGUCUUCCUGAGCCAUGGUGAAGGCAACCACAUUUAUGCAUAUGACGCCAAAAUUGAAAUCCAGACCUUGACUGGCUUGUUCAAAGGAGACAAGUGUCAGAGCUUGGUUGGAAAACCCAAGAUAUUUAUCAUUCAGGCCUGCCGGGGCAACCAGCACGACGUUCCAGUGGUUCCUCUGGACGUGGUGGAUCACCAGACAGAUACGGCGAACAACGUAACACAGGUGGAUGCUGCCUCUGUGUACACGCUGCCCGCCGGGGCGGACUUCCUCAUGUGUUACUCCGUGGCCGAAGGGUAUUACUCUCACCGAGAGACUGUGAACGGCUCGUGGUACAUCCAGGAUUUGUGUGAGAUGCUGGCGAGGUACGGCAGCUCCUUAGAGUUCACGGAGCUGCUCACACUGGUGAACAGGAAGGUGUCUCAGCGCCGCGUGGACUUCUGCAAAGACCCAGGUGCGAUUGGCAAGAAGCAGGUUCCCUGCUUUGCCUCCAUGCUGACCAAAAAGCUGCACUUCUGUCCCAAAUCUAGCAAGUAGGGUCGUUGGUCUUGUCUACACACACCUCCGUCUUAUCCAGCUGCCAAUUGGUUGAAGCCUUUGGCCCAGCAACGUAAUGGUUCAAGGUUUAAGAUGCCGUGGGAAAAGUGCUGCUUCUUUGUUCGUUUUUAAUCAUGUUGGAGAUGCUGAAGGGGCUAAAAGAAAUCCUCAGGAAAUGACUAUGUGUGAUGUCUACUAUCAUUUGUUACACUUGUGGUAAACUGCAAAGUUACCCAAAACACCAGCCAGUUUGCCUUACAUUUAUACAAGUUGAUUGGAUAAUGUUUUUAAAGAUUUUUGAAACUCAGAAUGGGAUUGUUUUCAUUUAAUAAAAAGUCUAAAACUCA